ACCAGAAAGAGAUGGCCUCUGGGGUCUCCGCUGCCCCUUGGGGUCCGCUCCGGGCGGCGCCUCCCCUGCGCCCUUUGUGUGCUCGCCGCAAACCCCUCUGCAGAGCUCUACUUUUGGCCGCGCAGCCUUCGGCGGAAAAGCGAGUGAAAGGAGGCGCGCGGGACAAGCAGGGGACUGGAAGGGGGGAAAAGGCGACCGCACUCACUUUGGGAAGGUUCCGUCAUGUUGCCUUUGGGCUUCCCCGUGGUCUCGUCCCUAACCCCAGCUUCCCCGCCCAGCCAGGGCCAGGGCGAGGGGGGACGGGGGAGGAGCGGAGCCAUCAAGACCGACUUGGAAAUGGUGCUUCCGGAGCUGCAGGGAAGGGACUCAGAAACUGUUUGGGUUUUGCUGACUGGAUUUUGGGGAACCAGAGGGCUAGAGAGGGGCUAGGGGAAGGCCCGUGAGCACGGAUGUAUGAAAAUAAUCAUGUUCCCGGGGAAUACCAAGAGGGGCGGGGGUGAGGGUGGGAGGUCGGCAAGUACAUUUUUGUAUUUGAACUUUGUGAGCAAGUUGUAUCAAAUCCGACGCUUGAGUUUUUCGACUGUGCUCGCUUAGAGUUGAGGUUUCUACCUCGUAACAGGACCGAGGACCUACUCCAAAAGCAAAGGGCCUGGGAAAAGGGGUGAACGAAGGGCACAAUUCAACAGGGUAGAGAAAUCAGCCCCGAGUCUUCCGUGGGUCCUCUUCUUACCUGGUGG
Messenger RNA from Pongo pygmaeus (Bornean orangutan), 737 nucleotides. RefSeq lists its product as uncharacterized. The record is from RefSeq and is a predicted model, not a curated record. Lineage: Eukaryota; Metazoa; Chordata; Mammalia; Primates; Hominidae. The transcript has a single exon. The coding region runs from base 12 to 443 and encodes 143 amino acids.